Molecule: messenger RNA, 5820 nt
Organism: Anopheles cruzii
Lineage: Eukaryota; Metazoa; Arthropoda; Insecta; Diptera; Culicidae
Gene: Sulf1
Product: extracellular sulfatase SULF-1 homolog
Exons: 9
Coding region: 13-4563 (1516 amino acids)
Molecular function (GO): N-acetylglucosamine-6-sulfatase activity; glycosaminoglycan binding
Source: RefSeq, a predicted model, not a curated record
UUCGGCACGAUCAUGCUGGUGGAUGCCCAGGGUAAGGGUCGACCGGAUCGGUCACCCGCCACCGGCGGCAGUGUGGCCCAUCGGGAGGAAUCACCCGCCGGGUGGGACCAGGCCCAAGAGGGCUACCAUAGCACCCAGCGCCGCAAUCAGCGAGGUGGACAUCAAAAUGGCCGCCGGCGGCACCAUGAGUUUCGGGCGUCGAAGAAUCGGCGCGUACGGGCCCCCCAGGAGGGUGGCCGUGGGCGGAUGAAGAAACGGGGCAGCGGGGUGAUCGACAACAUUCUGGCCCAUGACGCCAUCGGUGGUGGACCACCUCCACAGCCGCCACCGCAGCUGGCCGAUCUGCGGCAGACGCGCGAACGCAAACCGAACAUCAUUCUGAUCCUGACCGACGAUCAGGACGUGGAGCUGGGAUCGCUCAACUUUAUGCCGCGCACGCUGCGGCUGCUGCGCGACGGUGGGGCCGAGUUCCGGCACGCCUACACGACCACCCCGAUGUGCUGCCCGGCCCGGUCCUCCAUCCUGACCGGCAUGUACGUGCACAAUCACAUGGUGUUCACCAACAACGACAACUGCUCGAGCACGACCUGGCAGACGACGCACGAGACGCGCUCGUUCGCAACGUACCUCUCGAACGCCGGCUACCGGACCGGGUACUUUGGCAAGUACCUGAACAAGUACAACGGCUCCUACAUACCGCCCGGUUGGCGCGAGUGGGGCGGCCUCAUCAUGAACUCCAAGUACUACAACUACAGUAUUAACAUGAACGGGCAGAAGAUCAAGCACGGGUUCGACUACGCCAAGGACUACUACCCGGAUCUGAUCGCGAACGACUCGAUCGCGUUCCUGCGCCAGUCGAAGCAGCAGAACCACCGGAAGCCGGUUCUGCUGGCGAUGAGCUUCCCGGCCCCGCACGGACCGGAGGACUCGGCGCCGCAGUACAGUCACCUGUUCUUCAACGUCACCACGCACCACACACCAGCGUACGAUCACGCACCGAACCCGGACAAACAGUGGAUCCUCCGCGUGACGCAACCAAUGGAACCGAUCCAUCGGAAGUUUACCGAUUUGCUAAUGACGAAGCGCCUGCAAACGUUGCAGAGCGUUGACGUGGCAGUCGAGCGGGUUUACCAGGAGCUAAAGACGUUGGGCGAGCUGGAGAACACCUAUAUUAUCUAUACGUCCGAUCACGGUUACCAUCUCGGACAGUUCGGGUUGAUUAAGGGCAAAAGCUUCCCGUUCGAGUUCGACGUGCGGGUUCCGUUCCUGAUGCGUGGUCCUGGCAUCGAACCCGCCACGAUUAUUGACGAAAUCGUCCUCAAUGUGGAUCUGGCACCGACCUUCCUGGACAUUGGAGGCGUUGCUCCACCGCCGCACAUGGACGGCCGAAGCAUUCUGCCGCUGGUACUGAACCGACACCGCACGGUACUGGACAAGUGGCCCGACACAUUCCUCAUCGAGAGCUCCGGUCGGCGGGAAACACCGGAGCAGAUUCAGGAACAAAAGCAACGCGCAGCAGCCGCACGCUACAGUGCACGGUUCAACCUGUUGAACGGGAACGGAACGGCCAAGAAGCUGGAACCGGAAGUGUUGGUCGAAAGCAGCCGUCAGUCUACGUUGAGUGCCUCCAGCGUACCGGGACUCGAGCACAUCGACACUGGCGAUCGCAAAGAGUUGGAUUUUAGCUCUCACGAGCACGAGGAUGAUGAGGACGAGCACGACGAGGACGAAGAUGAUGAUCACCAUGCCACAAUCGAAGGUGAAACCGAUACGUUCGAUCAGAAACAAGGACGCGAGCUUCCCGAGGACUACGUGAUCGACCAUCAGGAGGCGCAUUCUUUCGACCAAUCACCACCCCAGCACGACAUCCAUCAACAAAACCAGCAAAGCUUGGACAACCAUUUGACGCCGUUCCGCUCGAAGAUGGACCGCCUGAACACGGAGUGUGCCGAUCCGGCUCUGCAACAGAACUGCGUCCCCGGCCAAAAGUGGCAGUGCACCAGCGAGGACGGCCGGUGGCGAAAGCACAAGUGCAAAUUCCACGGCCAACUGCAGCAGCACCUGGCGGAGAUUCAUAAGAAGGCGGGCCCAUCGACGAACGGUCGCAAUUGUGCCUGCUUUACGCCGGACAACUUUUUCUACACCAAAAUCAAAACCAAACGCGAUCACACAAAGUGGCAACCGGCGGCAACCGGUGGUCACCGAGCGGUGCAUCACCAUCGGCGCCGCGUCCGUCAGAAGCGAUCGAUCGCGGACGAGGGCGACGAGAUACUGCUGAUGGAGGCGAAAGGACCGGCGAUGGAGUCCCUGUUACAGAUCGCUGCUCAAAUCGAUGAUCUGCAGGUGGCACUGGCGCAGUCGGAGGAGAGUGAAGGCGGCAAACGGACCAAACGAGAUGCUAGCUCGCCGUCACCGUCCCUGCACCACCUGAAGGGAGUGGUCCACGAACUGCAACAACAGCUAACGGAAAUAAUGGAGAUGAUUGUGGAAAAUGCCACCCAGCAGAAUGAUACGGUCGACGCGCAGGAAGGGCACGGGAUCAUGGGCGGCACUCCCUCGAAGCGUUGUUUUGUAGUGACCGCGGAUCGCAUCAACUGCACGAGUGUCGGUGAUGAGCAAAGCUGGAAGCGCAGCCGCAUGACGGUGGAUCAGUUGAUGCGCGUGCUGACCGAAAAACGAAACGAACUAAGAAACUUCAAACGAACGCUGCGUGUGCAACGGCCUUCCGGUUCCCAGGGAGAGGACUCGCAGCUGGAGGAGGACGGCGAAGAAGAGGGAGAACUGCCUGAUAGUGGCCCCAUCGAGCCCCGUUCGACGUCUACCACAUCGACGGAAGCGCCAUUAACGUCCUCCAGCACGGUGGGGCCUUCGAAGGUGAUGGAAACUACCGAAUCGGGGGACAAUAACAUUCCGCGAAGGACUUCGCACGGAGGAGUAGUUCGACGACCUCCGGGAAAGUUCCCCAACGGCUACGGACAUCGACGAAAGGUUGUGAAGCCCACGCCAGCCAUUGUGGAGGAAGACGACGGCAGUGGGCCGCUGAUUGAUGCGAGUUUAUUUGCCACGGAAAAACAACCCGCGCUAAAACCGGCCAGUGGCCAAGGCUCCCUCAAUCGUACCGCUCAUGGAGGAGGACGUCAUCGCGGGCAAAACCAGCGUACGCCGCCCCGGGGACGCCAUCGGGGUGAAGGUGCGACCGUGUCGACGUCCACUACCACUGUUUCAACGACCGAGUGGGGGGCCAAUACCGAUGGUCGGUGGGAUGUGAGGAGCGAAGAGACGCAAAACACGUCACGAACUAGUCUCGAAGGAGACGACACUUCACCGGGGACAAUGUCAAGCCGGGAGAUAUCGAGUACGACCGAAGCGUUCGAAAACCACCACUCAGUCAGUGAGGAAAAUAGUUUCUCUCAAAAUGCCAUCGAUGCGACCACAGCAUCGACGACGACAACCACGCCGACGGCAGACCAAAGCACGGCGCUCUACGAUAGUGGCAGUGGCGGUAAUCGCAAAAAUGUGGUCGAUCGUCGUAAGACGGUCGGCAAGGAUCGUCCUUCCGGCGUAAACAGGACCCUGGAGACGCCGUACAGUGGCAACUCGGUGCAGCAGAACGCGAUUCCGACCGCGGCCAUCGAUACUACGCUGCCGCCGACCGAGUGUUAUUGUGCCGAAGAGACGGAAAGCCCACAACCGGACGAGAAGGAACUGGCCCGCGAAACACGCCGUCGGUUGAAGGAAGAACGCCAGCGAAAGAAGGAACGGAAGCGCAUUAAGAAGGCCAAAAUGGAGAAGGAGUGUCUGUCGGAGCGAAUGAACUGCUUUAGCCACGACAGCAACCACUGGCGGACGGAGCCGAUGUGGGACGAUAAACCGUUCUGCUUCUGCAUGAACGCCAACAACAACACGUACAGCUGCCUGCGUACGAUCAAUCAGACGCACAACUUCCUUUAUUGCGAGUUCACCACCGGACUGGUGACGUACUACAACCUCCGGAUAGAUCCUUUCGAGACGCAAAAUCGCGAGUCAUCAUUGACGGCCGAAGAAAAGGUGGUGCUGCACGAGACUCUGGAAGAGAUGAAGCGUUGCCGGGGUAAGAGUUGCACCUUGCCAAGGUACCAGGAACCGAACGCGCUACCGGAAAGUAAUCUGUUGCCUCCGGCCAACGGGUUUGGUACGGUUGGCGUACACGCUGGUAGCCGCCAGGGCAGCGGAAAUACACCGUACGGUACCGGAAACGGUGGAAACCGCCGGAAGUAUCACAAUCACCGUGACCAUUCAAUUCAUGGAGCUAGUGGCGUUGGUGGUGGGCACUAUCCGGUGGACUUCGAUGGUAGUCAAACGUUGGCGGGAGGCGUAGGUUUGGGAGGAAAUGGAAAGAAGAAACACAAAUACGGAAAACGGAAACAUCACCAACAGCAGCAGCUCAACAACCGCCGACCGUUUGGCGAGCUAAUCCCGCCUCACGAGAACGACUUCAGUUUCGUGGGGACGGCCCCAAAUGGUGCAACGAAACGAAACCGAACCAGCCGACGCCCGGUUUGGCACACGAUCUACAAUGAGUAAACGCGGCCGCAGGGGACCAUCGAGUGUAGCCGUAGGGAACGGCGGUAGGGAUUUCCGGCGAUACUGCGGUUUCAUCGCUAGAAAGCGCUAGAGAAGCAAGCCAAAUGAACAAUUCGCUGAAUGUUUCGGACCCUAAAGGGCCCGGCCCUGCACAGAUGCCAGCUCUCCAAUGAUUCCACUUUAUGAUACACCGUUUCCCCUCGGGUUUCGCACUGUGGUCUUAUACGGUGUUUAGUCUAACCCCGCCAAUCUGUGAGUGUUGUUUGUUUAGUGUUUAGUACCUCUCUGUUUUCCGUGUGAUCCUGGUCCAUGAUUUUAGCCUUUUUUUUAAUGAAACACCUGUGUACAUUUAUCCGUAUAAUCAAUUUUGAAACACUUACACUAUCUAUCGGUCACAAGCGUCGGUUUACACUGCCAUUCCAAUACAAUCGCACGGCGUAGAAAAGAGAAGCGCACGUAGGAAAUAGUAAUCUCUCUAUGCUCUGCUCCUGUAUUGACAAGAUGUUAGAAGUUGCUACAAGCUUCACGAGCCCUCAGCGCGGAAAGACAGACAGACAGCCAGACAGGAGGAAGCUUUAAUACUACUUUUAGUACCGUGGCGCACCAUUAGCAAGCUUUUUGUUAGGCAAAAACGGGAGCAGCUUCGGGCAGCUCAAUUGAUUUUUAUUUAGAUCCACAGAAGGUCAUAAAACAAGUCCUAUUCCGUUUAGAGUAACGAGAGAGAGAAAACCGAAGCCACCCAGUUUGUUUUUAUACCAUUUGUCGAAUUAUUUUAAUUUAGUAAAAUGUUAUUUCUCAUAUGUUGCAUAUGGGAGAGUUGUUGAUUAAAUUUUGCUAAUCGAACGUCAAUCUUGUCACUUUCUUUAGUUUGUUUUUUUUUACAUCCAGGCUUGCGGGCAGCUAUACAGAUAAUAAUAUAGACUAUGCUAGACAGGUUAUUGUACAUUUUUGCACAGUAUCACACGUGAUCGUUAGGCAGUCUACGGAAUAGAAAAAGACGCUGGGUCGUCUAGAAGUUGGUACCUUUUAAGUAUUCACGAAAGGGCACUAUCGGCUUUUGUAAAAUGUAUCCUACUUCGGCCCUUCAAACGCUUGUUGCCAAUACGGGCUGCUACUCGAGAAUAUCGCUAGAAGGACUACAUUCAGAAUGCUUACAGGCAAUCUACGGUUGUUUCUUCGAUUUUUCUGAUCAACAACCCUUAGUGUGACGCGGCAGCAAAUAUGCAGAAACCAUAUAUUUAUUGCUUUAGCAUCGUA